Molecule: messenger RNA, 459 nt
Organism: Botrytis sinoallii
Lineage: Eukaryota; Fungi; Ascomycota; Leotiomycetes; Helotiales; Sclerotiniaceae
Exons: 2
Coding region: 1-459 (152 amino acids)
Biological process (GO): RNA splicing
Cellular component (GO): exon-exon junction complex; nucleus; cytoplasm
Molecular function (GO): mRNA binding
Source: RefSeq, a predicted model, not a curated record
AUGGCCGAUACCGAAAUGGAUGUCGAUGCGCCUUCAUCACCACAAGAGCAACGAAAUGACACCAAGAAUGCCUCGAUGACAACUCAUUCAAAUGCGACAGCGGUACGAUCUAUCGAAGGCUGGAUCAUCAUCGUCACCAAUGUACAUGAAGAAGCUAGUGAGGAGGACUUGAAUGACAAAUUCGCAGACUUUGGAGAGAUCAAGAAUCUUCAUUUGAACCUCGACAGAAGAACUGGAUACGUCAAGGGCUACGCAUUGAUCGAAUACCCAACAUUGGACGAGGCAAGGGCCGCUAUUGACGGUGCGCAUAACACCAAGUUGCUGGAACAGACUGUUGAGGUGGACUUUGCAUUUGUUAGACCGCCACCAGGAGGAAAGGGUAGAGGAGGUCGGGCACCUGCCAAAGGUAGAGCCAGGAGCCGAUCACGUAGUCCCAGUGGUAGAGAAGGGGGCGAUUGA